AUGUCGGCCAACUCCAUCAAGCUCUUGACUGGCAACAGUCACCCGGAACUCGCCAACCUAGUUGCUGACCGGCUCGGCAUUGAGUUGACCAAGAUUAUGGUCCUGCAAUACUCCAACCAAGAAACCAGUGUCACAAUCGGAGAGAGCGUGCGGGAUGAAGAUGUCUUCAUUCUCCAAUCUACGAAACCCAACGAUAUCAACGAUGGACUUAUGGAGCUCCUGAUCAUGAUCAACGCUUGCAAGACUGCCUCGGCCCGCCGCAUCACAGCCGUCAUCCCCAACUUCCCUUAUGCCCGCCAAGAUAAGAAGGACAAGAGCCGUGCUCCCAUCACCGCUAAGCUGAUGGCGAACAUGCUCCAGACCGCUGGCUGCAACCACGUCAUCACCAUGGAUUUGCACGCCAGCCAGAUCCAGGGCUUCUUCAACGUCCCCGUCGACAACCUGUACGCCGAGCCCAGCAUGCUCAAGUAUAUCCGUGAGAACCUCGAUGUCAGCAACUGUGUCAUCGUCAGCCCUGAUGCUGGUGGUGCUAAGCGUGCUACUGCCAUCGCUGAUCGCCUGGAUUUGCAAUUCGCGCUUAUUCACAAGGAACGUGCCCGCCCCAAUGAGGUUUCGCGCAUGGUCCUUGUCGGUAAUGUCAAGGACAAGGUCGCUAUCAUUGUCGACGAUAUGGCCGAUACCUGCGGCACGCUCGCCAAGGCUGCCGAAACCGUCAUGCAGCACGGUGCCACCGAAGUCAACGCCAUCGUUGUACACGGAAUUCUGUCCGGCAAGGCGAUCGAGAACUUGAACGGUAGCUGUCUCAAGCGCAUUAUCGUCAGCAACACCGUCCCAUUGGGCGACAAGCAAGAGCAGUGCGACAAGAUCCAUACGAUCGAUAUCAGCCCUACGUUGGCAGAGGCAUGCCGUCGUACACACAACGGCGAGUCAGUUAGCUUCUUGUUCUCGCACACUGUGGGAUAA
Messenger RNA from Penicillium concentricum, 963 nucleotides. RefSeq names its product ribose-phosphate diphosphokinase. Gene Ontology annotation, cellular component: cytoplasm; ribose phosphate diphosphokinase complex. The transcript is spliced from 5 exons. The record is from RefSeq and is a predicted model, not a curated record. Gene Ontology annotation, molecular function: magnesium ion binding; ribose phosphate diphosphokinase activity. The coding region runs from base 1 to 963 and encodes 320 amino acids. Lineage: Eukaryota; Fungi; Ascomycota; Eurotiomycetes; Eurotiales; Aspergillaceae. Gene Ontology annotation, biological process: purine nucleotide biosynthetic process; ribonucleoside monophosphate biosynthetic process; 5-phosphoribose 1-diphosphate biosynthetic process.